ACCAGUAAAUUCUUUGUUUUGGUUUUCAUUCAGAACUUUGUGAAAAUUGACUUAAAUUUCUUAGUCUGCCUAAGGUUCUUUUGAUUGAAAAUAACUUUCUUAAGAGCAGUGCAGAAUGUCGCACCGCCACCAGGACAUUCCCAUCCGCCCACGCUACGGUUAUGUGGCCGAGGAGAGUGGCCCUGUGGAAGGAGCAGCCAGGAGUUCCGGAUCCGGAGCCACGCCCGCCUCCUCCUACACGGAAAUUCCGUUCCUGGCCCAGUAUCCGGGAGCGGUGCCGGAGCACGUGCUCCAGGAUCUGACGCCCACGGCCACUGGCCAUGCUGCGAUACCCGGAAGCGCAAAGACAAGACCCAACGGCGAGAACUACCUCAACCUGGAUUCCGGCGAGGAUCCAGACGACGAAGACGAUCCCUUGAAGGAGGAGGACAACAGCAACUCGAAUAGCAAUUCCAAGGGCAGUUCCGGCGACAUCGAGAGGCCCAGACUGAAGGCAGAGAGCACUGUGCCCUACGAGCUGGAGGGCGAAACCAGUGACUCAGACGGAAUGCGCCACUUUGUGGCCCACGACCUAGAGGCCAAGUUGCGCGAGCGAGUGACUGCCUCGUCCUACUCCUCGGAGCACACCACGCCCCUGAGCUCCAUGGGUCCCAUUGGAGCCACUUCCGGCAACGGUCUGCUCACGCGGCGGUUCCUGCAGUCGCGCAACAUUCCCGAAGUGGACGGCAGCGUCUUGAGCGACAUCGAACUGGAGGCCCAGUACUUGGCCAGCUCAGUGGACAAUCUGAUGGAGAACCUGGGCAACCUGCUGCACUCGAUCUCCUCCAUAACGGCCGACAACGUGGAGGUCCACCGCAGCGCCGUCAACAAGCUGACGGACACCUUGGACGCGAACAUCAAGUGCCAGUACCAAUUGCUGGCCAAGGCGGAGGAAAUCACCAAGUCGAUGAAACCCACAGAGCAGCUGGGUCAGCGCAUAAGGCAAAUCAAGCGGCUGGUGGACAUGUUGGACAGCACCAUGUAAAAUAUGGCUAAGCUAUCCUGUGAUCAACCAAUCAAAAAGAUGUUGUGUUUCUAGUCAUUCCGUAAAUACAUAUAAUCAGUGUUAUAAAAUCCA
Messenger RNA from Drosophila sechellia, 1117 nucleotides. It is a transcript of the gene BORCS6, whose product is annotated as BLOC-1 related complex subunit 6. The record is from RefSeq and is a predicted model, not a curated record. Gene Ontology annotation, biological process: lysosome localization. The coding region runs from base 116 to 1024 and encodes 302 amino acids. Gene Ontology annotation, cellular component: BORC complex. NCBI's taxonomy places the organism in Eukaryota, Metazoa, Arthropoda, Insecta, Diptera, Drosophilidae. The transcript is spliced from 3 exons.